Vitis riparia (riverbank grape) is the source of this 1058-nucleotide messenger RNA. Its product is annotated as DNA repair RAD52-like protein 2, chloroplastic. The transcript has 4 exons. Bases 186 to 815 code for a protein of 209 amino acids. Gene Ontology annotation, molecular function: DNA binding. The record is from RefSeq and is a predicted model, not a curated record. NCBI's taxonomy places the organism in Eukaryota, Viridiplantae, Streptophyta, Magnoliopsida, Vitales, Vitaceae. Gene Ontology annotation, biological process: double-strand break repair via homologous recombination.
GGUGAUUCAUGUCAAUCCCCUCGGCCCCACCUACCCCGUGGACAGAAAUUGCAAUUACACGUAUGCCCUUUCAUGUUUUGUAGACCAAGCGAGUCUCCGGACACAGCAGCAGGGUGUUUGUGUUGCGUGUUUUUGUUAAGCUCCGAUCCAUUUGGUCGUCUUCCUCCUCCUCCUCCUCUGACUACAUGGCAUUCCACAACACCACUUCCCUCAACAAAUCCAUGUUGCCGGCAGCGGAGUCUGGCUUGAGGCCUUUAUAUUUCUCAUCAUCCUCCUCCUUUCGAAAUGAGUUGCGAGUAGGAGGCAUGGCUCGACCGAUGCAGAGUAGCAGAGGUUGGGUGGGUGUAUAUGCCCUGGACCGUAACAAAAACAGUAGCAGCAGUAGCAGCAGCAGCGAUGCUAAGAAGGGAGUGCCUAAUUCGAAUUACGUGGUGCCACUGGACAUGUCCUCCUCCUGCAUCACUCGUCCUCUCGUCGAGAUUCUCAGAGACCUCAACAAGAGGAUCCCUGAUAACAUCGUCAAACAUGAGGAUUCCCUCCCCAUCCCCUGGUACCAUGCCAACCGGAUGCUUAGCUUUUAUGCCCCAGGUUGGUGUGGAGAAAUACGUGAUGUUAUCUUCUCUGACAAUGGAAGCGUGACUGUGGUAUAUCGUGUUACAGUACGAGGAUCUGAUGGAGAGGCACACCGUGAAUCAACUGGAACAGUAUUACCAACUGAUGGACAUGUAGAUCCAGUGGCUGCUGCAGAGGAGAUAGCUUUCUGCCGAGCAUGUGCAAGGUUUGGCCUUGGCUUGUACCUGUAUCACGAGGAAUAGAUGUGGAAGGCUGGAACAGUGCUUGAGUUUCCUGUUUUUUACUUUGUCGAGAAAUUGGAUUAUAGUUACAAUUUUCUCUUUCAGUUAAUGUAAAUACGUAAUAGAUGGGAAGUGGUCAUCUGAGUAUUUUCAGCUUUUCUGGGUUGGGAUCAUGGAAAGCCAAAUAUUGCCAUUGUGGUGCUCUAUGUUUUUAAUAGCUUAAAGGCAUAUUGCGUUUAUAUAAAUUGAGAGGUUGCUAAUGAA